Messenger RNA from Plenodomus lingam JN3, 561 nucleotides. It is a transcript of the gene CWC21, whose product is annotated as RNA-splicing factor. The record is from RefSeq and is a predicted model, not a curated record. Gene Ontology annotation, cellular component: nucleus. Lineage: Eukaryota; Fungi; Ascomycota; Dothideomycetes; Pleosporales; Leptosphaeriaceae.
AUGGCAGAUAACGUCGGCCUCACAACCCCACGAGGCAGCGGAACGUCAGGUUACGUGCAGAAGAACCGCUCUCUUCUUCGCCCACGUGACAAGAUCGCACCCUAUCCCAAGGAUCACAACGACUCUGCAAGACACCGACCCCGACAACCAGAUGCCGAGAUUUUGGAGCACGAGGCGAAGCGCGAAAUUGAAGUCAAGGUGUUUGAGCUGCGCGACAAGCUAGAAGAUCAAGGUGUCGACGAAGACGAGAUCGACGACCAAUGCGAGGCCCUUCGACGGAAACUCGAACAAGAGCGCAAACAAGGCAAAGACAUGGGACCUAAUGCGAAGAGGCUCAAGUCCCAUCAGGUGCAUGAUUUGGCAAAGGCAAAGGCUGAAGAAAGUGAGCGGCUAAGGAAGGCGCUGGGCAUCAGUGCAGACUACGAGGAAGGUAGUCAUUGGAAGAAACAGGAAGAGCGAAUGCGCGAGAGCCUGGUUAAGAGGGGACUCGAAGAUGAUGAAAGGACAGAGCGAGCGAGGGAAGCACGAAGGUACAAAGAGGACGAGGAUGGCGAGGAUUGA